Molecule: messenger RNA, 2349 nt
Organism: Chaetomium globosum CBS 148.51
Lineage: Eukaryota; Fungi; Ascomycota; Sordariomycetes; Sordariales; Chaetomiaceae
Exons: 2
Coding region: 1-2349 (782 amino acids)
Molecular function (GO): protein binding
Source: RefSeq, a predicted model, not a curated record
AUGCCAACCAAGAGGAGCGCCACAUCUCAGGACGAGGAUGAUGACCUCGAGCCUGUCGAAGAUUUGACACAGCCGCUGGCUCUGCAUUCCAAGCGCACCGAACGCCGGCGAAGGAAACAGGAGAAGCGUGCAACUUCAGCAUCGUCGGCCGCCAAUCAACUAAGAGGAUUUCUCGACCUUCCUCUUGAGCUGAUGAUGGCCAUUUUGGAUUUACUCCGUCCCAGCGAUAUUUUUGUCCUGUCCCGAGUGAAUCAUGAGCUCCGCAACUUCCUGCUCGCAAAUGAAAUGAUCAUCACCCGCCGCAUUAUCGAUUUCCGUUACCCAGUUCUCGAACGAUGCCUUAUACCCCCGGUCCUUAUGGAAAACAUCGACCCGGCCAUACAGCUGCUGCUCAAGAGCCCCGACCGUCCGGAUCUUGCAUUAUCGCACCGGACAAGCCCUCACAACAUCCCAUCCCCGGACAACACGCUCCAUUGCACAUGUCUGACCUGUAUGGUACGCUGGAAUGCGCUCUGUGCCGCCGUCGACUUCGCCCACUGGCAAGACCAUCUCGACAAGGGCAUACCCAUUCCGACGGUUCCCCGCGGCACAGUUCCCCCGUGGAACGGCGAACUCCUUGCGAGGAAUCGCCGCGUAGUCCUCAAAGCCCUGACCAGCUCCCUGUGGUACGCCAGGAUCCUACAGGCGCACCUCGACUCUACCACCAGGUCGAUUCGCCGUCACAGCCAUAACAAAGCCGACCAGCGCCCUCAUUUUUACAUGACCGACACGGACAUGAGGGCGAGCACGGACGCUUUUUUGCAGCGAGAAGGUCCGCCUACCUUCGACUAUCCUUACUCUCGAGAGCUGUAUUACAUGCUCGAAGCUUUCCUGCCGGGAAGGAGUUGGAUUGCCGCAUCCCAGAAGUGGGUCUACAUCAAGCAAACGCAGGAGUGGCAUGAAAUGGACCUCGGGAUGCUGGCCAAUAUGGACCAGUUGAGGCGGCAGGUGCGCCAGGACCCCGUCGUUCAAUCAUCUGUUCAACCAUCCGACGGUCAGGAGGCCAGAACCCGCAGCAUUUGGGAAAAGUACGAUGUCCCUAAGUGUCCCGUGGUCGAGGUAACGGAACUCUGGGUCGAGGAGGAUGACAGGGAGUCCACCGCUGUCUUGGAGACGAAGACUGUCAACUCACUGGAUGUGGACAGUUGGUUUGAGGAACCACCGCGCCGAUAUUUCCCGGGCGGCGCUUACACGCGAGCGGUUCGCCUUGUUUGGGUGGGCGAGGAGCGCAAGAAUGGGCGCGCGAGCCCAUCGACCGGCACACUAGAGAAGUUGUCGGAAGAAUGGGGGCUGCAGGAUGCUCUGGACUAUGCUCGAGGUUGUUUUGCCGGAGUCUCAGCAGUCGAGCCAGACGACGACAAGCAGAUUUUCACGGUCGCCUACCAUCCCAAGCUCAUCGGAGCUUGGCUUCACACGGAAGCCAAUUCCCUUGACUCAACACCUCAAACACACGCCAUUAUUUUUGCCGAAGGCGAGGAAAGGGUCGAGCUUUUCCGUAUCCUGGAUUCGAAAUGGGCGGCCUCCAGCGUGAAGCACCCGAUGUUUCCCGCCCUGCUCUGCAGUCUGGUGCUUGCGCAUGGACUCGAUAGCACGCUUGAGGAUAUCAAAGCGGCCGUUAGGGAAGUGGAGGCGCGUACCGGACAUCACCGCUUUGCGUCACGGCGCCAGACACAGCCGGCUGCUGGCGAACUCGGCAGUCUUUCGGCACAGAUGAGCGGAUGUGCCGCCAAGCUGGCUAACGGGACACGCAAGAUGAAGGUUGUUGAGGCCGUCAACGACUUCAUCUCCCAACACAAUCGUCGGAGACCGCCGGAUGCCCAAGAACAGGGAGCCAGUUCCCUCACCCACCCUAGAAAUGGAUUUUCGGCAUCUCACCUUGGCCUCCUCCGGCACCGCGUCCAAAUGCAGGCAGUCGAUGCAGCCUACGUGCAGCAACGGGUGCAAAUACAAAUCGCUGCGCUAUUCCACCUUAUUGCCCAGCAGGACAACGCCAUUGCUUUUGAUACCGCCAGCGCAACACGGAGCAUUGCCGCAUCUAGCCAGCAGGACUCGUCGUCGAUGAAGAUGCUCGCCUUGGUUGCCAUGUUCUUCCUCCCCGGGAGCUUUGUUGCCGCCUUGUUCUCUGCGCCUCUAUUUGCUUGGGACGAAGCCUUAACGGCUGGGGGGAUGGCUGUGGGCACACGGCCUCAGUUUGCGCUGUUUUGGGCGGUGACAGCGCCGUUGACUGCUCUCAUUUUUGUUCUCUACGGUUUGUGGAUGUGCGUACAAAGUAGAAAGGAGCGAAAUAAAAACGGGAGCACGUUUGUCUAA